Ruditapes philippinarum (Manila clam) is the source of this 1036-nucleotide messenger RNA. RefSeq names its product geminin-like. The record is from RefSeq and is a predicted model, not a curated record. NCBI's taxonomy places the organism in Eukaryota, Metazoa, Mollusca, Bivalvia, Venerida, Veneridae. Gene Ontology annotation, biological process: negative regulation of DNA replication; negative regulation of cell cycle. The coding region runs from base 63 to 806 and encodes 247 amino acids. Gene Ontology annotation, cellular component: nucleus. The transcript is spliced from 7 exons.
AAUAUUGCGCGUUUCGAUUAUUGUCUUCCAUUCGCAUAAUUGAUUUUACCGCGGGAAAAUUGAUGCCACAAAAAGGUCGAAAAAUGACAUCCACAGUGCACGAAAAGAGAACGAACAAAGAAAAUCAACCAACUUUCAAGAAAGAUAUGAUGAAAACAGCUACAAUGGAAAAUGAAGAGAGGAGGACCUUGAAAACUUUACAGCUCUCAUCUAAUGGUACUUUAAUUGGAUCAGAGAAACAUUCUGGUAAAAGCAGGAUAGUAGCAAGCAAAAAGCCUCUGAAGAUUUUUCAAGACAAACAAAGCAUUGGUGUAAGUAAGUUAACGCGUGAAGUGGAGACUCAGACGUCGGUGUGCCAGCAUGAGUCAGAAACCCAGACAGACGUCAGUGGAGCUACAGGUGUAACAACUGAUACAGACUGCCACAAUGACAGCGGUACUGCUGACUUGGAUCAAGAGGCAUAUGACUUGAUGGUCAAAGACCCGAUCCCAGAGAGUUACUGGCGCGAAUUGGCAGAAGAGAGGAGAUUGUCCCUGGCUGAAGCUCUGGCAGAAAAUGAAAUUCUGCACCAGUCUAUGGAAGAGUUGAAAGAGGAAAAUCAGAAUUUAUCCCUACUGGCGGGUCAGGCAGAACAUCUUGCCUCUGUUUUAAAUGAUGUUUUGGGUGAUGAUGGUGAAGAUAAAGAGGAGACUGCUGAUAGUGAUAAAGAAGAAGCUGAUGAUGGAGAAGAUGAUGUCAAAAAUGAAUCAGACAACCAGGAAACAACUGAAGAGAGUGGAGAAAAAAAGGAAGAAAAUAAAAGUUGAUGAUCGUUCGGGAAGUUGUUAUGUUCGAGAAAAGUGCACCACAAAUAAUUAAAAUGAAACCUUGCCAAGCAGUGUUGUUCCGAGUAUGGUCAAAUUCAAACAUGAAGAUGGACAGUGGAUGGUUACAGUAAUGACAUUAAUGUCUUUCAAAGUUGAACAAAGUGACAUACUGCCAGAAACAAUGUUUUUAAAUGUUUUUAAUCAUUCUUUUAAUGAAAAAAAAAAUAAAA